This is a messenger RNA of Cylicocyclus nassatus, 354 nucleotides long. Lineage: Eukaryota; Metazoa; Nematoda; Chromadorea; Rhabditida; Strongylidae. The record is from the annotation of a GenBank genome assembly.
AUGUCAGUGCGAUCACUUCAUCAUCCAACGGUCCAAGCUAGUGACCAAUUUGAACAAAAUGAACUUUCUGCUAAUCAGUUUUCUCCUCUUUUCUAUUUUUGGAAAAAGUCUGCAAAAAUCAGCGUAUCAAGAAAUGCCACGGUCAUCGUCCUCAUCAGCACUGUACAUUUAUUAAUCACCCAGUGUGCCAUCAGAUUUGCCGUCCUUCUAGAUGCUGAAGGCCCUGUCAAAAUGCCAUCUCAGAAGAGAAUCAAACUUACUGCAGUUUUGGCUUCUUACAUUAGAAACAUCCAUAAGUUGUUAUGCAAUUGGUUCAAACUGGACCUAGCAAUGUACGCAGCUAUUUUGCUGUGA